AUGAGGUUCUCUCUCUCGAUUCGGUGUUUCUUCUUCAACUCGGUGAUUCUUCUUCUUGAGCACAGAGCGAUUGCGAUUUCGAAGUUCGAUUUUGAGCACCGUGAUUUGGAACUCUUCUUCAGAUCCGUGAUCUUCGUCUUCUUCGAUCAGAGGUAUAAAGGCACAUACUGCAGUCAGGAGGUGGCUAUCAAAGUCUUCAAGCCUGAUCUUGUGAAUAAAGAUAUGCUGAGAGAGUUUGCCCAGGAAGUGUUCAUUAUGAGGGGUAUUCAAUUAUUUAAUCAAUUAUGUAUAAAGUUCAUCUGGGUCCAGCUGAAGAGGCUGCUUACUGUUUUUUGGCAUGCCUUCAAUCUGGACUGAAAUGUGGUGAUUUUCUAGACAACCUGAGAUAGAUUUGAAGUUUUGGGUUUGUACGGCUAAAAUUGGAUUGUUCCUACUUUCAUGGAGAUUGUUCUGGUUGGAAGAAGCUGACAUUAAGAAAAUUCUGCCUGUUCUUCUUUUUUUACAACUUAUUUUGGUUCUUGCAGGAAAAUUCGGCGCACGAAUGUUGUACAAUUCAUAGGCACGUGCACACGAACUCCAAACCUGUGCAUUUUGACUGGUACUUCCAGUGAAAUUUUUAUUUGUAUAAUGCUAUAUGCUAUUCUUAGGUGAUAAUAUGUAUCACCAUAAGGUAUAUUAU
Camellia sinensis is the source of this 679-nucleotide messenger RNA. Lineage: Eukaryota; Viridiplantae; Streptophyta; Magnoliopsida; Ericales; Theaceae. The record is from RefSeq and is a predicted model, not a curated record.